Gongylonema pulchrum is the source of this 513-nucleotide messenger RNA. The record is from the annotation of a GenBank genome assembly. Lineage: Eukaryota; Metazoa; Nematoda; Chromadorea; Rhabditida; Gongylonematidae.
AUGUCGGCCCACGCUGGCGGCGGCUCCCGGGAUGUCGAAAUUGCUGAGCAUGCAAUGUAUGGGCCAUUUUUCGGGACGCUCGGUGUCUCGGCAGCAAUGAUGUUCACGGCAGCCGGCUCGGCCUAUGGCACCGCAAAAUCGGGCACCGGCAUUGCAUCGAUGGCUGUUGCCCGCCCCGAUCUGGUCAUGAAAGCAAUCAUCCCGGUAGUUAUGGCCGGUAUCGUUGCAAUUUAUGGAUUGGUAGUUGCUGUGAUCUAUGCGGGGCGUGUGAUGCCCGGGGGUCUGGAUUCCGAUUACACAAUCGAUCAGGGAUUUAGCCAGUUGGCCGGUGGUUUGGUGUGCGGUUUUUGCGGUUUGGGUGCUGGCUACGCAAUCGGUAUCGCUGGUGAUGCAGGUGUCCGGGCACUGUCACAGCAACCGCGAUUUUUCGUAGGAAUGAUAUUGAUAUUAAUUUUUGCCGAAGUACUCGGCCUUUACGGUAUGAUUGUUGCUCUGAUUUUGGGAGCAACAUAA